AUGAAUUCCUUAUUUAAAUACGGUAGUGUUCAAGAAAACCCUUUAUAUUCUUGUUCAGUUCCAUUUGAAGAAUUGUCAAUUCCGGGAACAAAAAGAGUUUUAUUAGGAUAUGCAUUGAUAAUAUUCGGAAUUUUUGUCGAAAUUAUUUAUAUACCAUCAUUGAUUGCAAUGAUUAAGAAAAAGUUAUUGAGAUUUUCGUGUUACAAAAUAAUGUUCUGUUUGGGUUUGGUUGAUAUGUAUACAACUUGUAAGUUGAUUUCAAGUGGGAAAAUUAAAUUGUACUACUGUAAUGUUAACUUUUUCAAAAAAAACGUUGCAGUGAUUUGCACUAUUUUAAGUGGAUACUUAUUUAUCGAAGGAGCUGUUUACUGUAGUUAUCCAACGCUGAUUUACAUAACUGGUUGUUUUGCAUUGGGCGGUUGGAUAAUGUCUUGUGGAUUCACUUUACUUCUUGUAAUCAACAGAGUUACCGACAUUGUAUGUCCGAAUUUCUCUGAAAUUGUUUUCAACAACAAUCGAGCUUGGUUAACUUGUGUAAUUCCUUUGGUUUAUGGUUUAUAUUGUAUUUUCUUUACCCCGGCAAUUAUUUUCAAUUCCACAAUUAUGGCUUGGAUUGGUGAUCCGGGAAUAACUGCUGGACAUUCUGGAGAUUAUUACAAUUAUGUUCAAGUCUACAAUAAUUUUGUGUUCAUUUUCUCAACAAUUGCUCUUUACAGUUUAUACUGUGUUUUUAUGCAAAAGAAACAGAAUGGAAUAAAAGUUUCAAGUGGGAAACAAGUUUUUAUUCAAUCAUCAAUUAUUUGCUCGAUUAAUUGUUCUUCUGCAAGUGUUUAUACUUUAUUGAUGUUCAUAAAACCAAAUCCAAUAAUUGUAAUUAUUGGCGAAUUGGCUUGGUCAAUGGUACAUGGAUUUCCAGCAAUUAUUUAUUUGACAAUGAAUAGAACAAUUCGAAAUGAAGUCUUGGGAUGGUUCAAAAAAUCAGAUAAUCGAGUUGGAGAAAUAUCGAACUCAAGACAACGAACCCUUGAAUCAAUCUGA
Messenger RNA from Caenorhabditis angaria, 1038 nucleotides. NCBI's taxonomy places the organism in Eukaryota, Metazoa, Nematoda, Chromadorea, Rhabditida, Rhabditidae. The record is from the annotation of a GenBank genome assembly.